ACGGAUUUAGUGGUGUCCGUCUAGCGACGAAACGAAGCUUCCUCCACGUAUCUCAAACGCCAACGGAAGAACUCACGCAGCAGCUGCUUCUGCAGCAGAAGAUGCAAAUGACCAAAACGCCCCUCUUCUCUCUCGUUUCUAGGAUUAGCUGGAGCUGAGGAUCGAAAGCUAGGGUUUGUUUUUUUCCUUUCUCUGUACGGAUAAUGCAGGAUUCUGGGGUGGAAGAUCAGGAGAGGGUAGAUCAGAGGAAGAAUUCUUCUAUGGAGGACUCAACAAUGACUAUUGAGUUCCUUCGUGCUCGAUUACUUUCUGAAAGAUCUGUUUCAAGAACCGCAAGGCAGAGAGCUGAUCAAUUGGCUAAAAAGGUAGUAGAACUGGAGGAGCAGAUAAAAAUCGUGAGUAUUCAGAGAAAGAAAGCUGAAAAAGCAUUAGCAGAGGUUCUUGCGGUCUUGGAUAGCCAUGGGAUUAGUGAACUUUCUGAGGGUUUCGAUUCUAACUCAGAUCAGGAAGGGGACCUGUGUGAAUCAAAAGAGAGCAACAGUUCUGUAAAAGAAGAGGAACUGUCCAUGACCUCGAAAUCGGGCUCAGAGCUCGAAGUUUCUUCCAAUCAGGGCGGAAGCUUAUCUUGGAAAAGCGGCAGCAAUACUCCAAAUCCCCUUGAGAAGAAGAAAUUCGGUCUCGUGAGGCGGAGGAACAACAGUGUCGUGUCUACUGGCGGAUCUUCUUCAAAUCAUAGAUCGGGCAAGUCAUGUCGCCGUAUAAAACGAAAGGAAACAAGAUUGACAGGCGAGGAUGGAAAAGAUGCUACCCUCCUAAUUGAUGCUCAAGAUAAUGGAGUGGCUACUGGGCCAGAAUAUCUUUCUAAUCAUUCUGAAGACAGACCUGAGAUUGCAAAUGGAGGUUUCACAAACGAGGAAGAUAAGGUGUUGUCGGAGACUCGGGUCUCAAGCUCGCUAGACGAUCAAAGAAAAGAAAAUGGUGCUGGUCUUCACAGUAAUGGAAGUGAUAGAGAUGCAGAGAUGGAGAGAGCACUAGAACAGCAGGCUCAGCUCAUUGGUCGUUUUGAAGCACAGGAAAAUGCUCAGAGAGAAUGGGAAGAGAAGUUUCGAGAGAAUAAUGGUCAUACUUUGGAUUGCGAACCUGGUAACCUGUCAGACAUGAUCGAAGAAAGAAAUGAGCCCAAGACGGAAGCUGCAGAACCAGUUGACACAACUCCCUCUUCUAAUGCUGCAGAACUGGGCCUCCCAAUCCCUUCUAACGAACAAGGACCCAAGCAGAAUGCAGAUGAAAUUCGCGGCAGUGAAGAGCCAACAACCAGAACUCUUUACAAUGCCUUUGUGCCAACAGACCCAACCACCCACGUUCGAGCCAGUUCACGUGUGGACGAAUUCCUGCCAGGCCAGCAGCAUGGUAGAAUGCAGAUCAAUGGAUAUGGAAGUGGCUUUCAGGACCCCACGUUUACAAAACAAGAACAAGCAGGAGCUAUGAUGAAAGGGAACCAGAAUCUGGAGUGGUCAAGAAACAACCCUGAAGUUAGUUUGCCUAGUGAUUUGAAAUUCCGUUCACUCUCUUAUGGAUCUUCCCAGAGCCAACCAGCUUGGAUGUCUUCAUCCUUUCAAGGAGACGGGAGUUUCUCCAAAGGAGAUUGGUCGUGUAGCCAAAAUCAACUCGUUGAGGUGCCGCACCUAACAUCUAGCAGCCCGGGGGGUGUUGUAAAUGCCUUCCACAGGGAUGAGAAUUUCUCCAGAGGAGAGGUGUUGGGGAGCCAAAAUCAGCUUGUUGGAGUGGCCCAUCAAACAUCCAACAGCUGGGGGGGCGUGCUGGAGGCUCUUCAGCUUGCCAAGCUAUCACUACAAAAUGAACUUGAGCGAGUGCCGUCACCAAUCCAAGGCAUGAAGACAACAGUACCAGACACUCGGAUCCAGGCUAUUAAAGCCAUUGAUGCUGUGGACAUUCCCAUUGGCUCUUCUGGGCUGUUCAGACUACCGAUCGAAUCGGUAUCCAAUGCCUCCUAUCAAGCAGAUUUCUCAAGGACCUAUCCUGAUUAUGGAUCAAGUUCUACGAAGCAUGGUUCUGAUUCUGGAUUCGGCAUUGCUUCUGCCGAUCGCUACCCCACCAAUCUUUACAUGGAAUCUGGGUCUAGAAUCUCUUCCGGUGAACCAUACUACGAUCCUUACCUGGAUUCAGUGAUGGGGACACCAGCAGCUAGUAGAAGCCCCUAUCCAUAUAAGGACUUAAUGGCAAGAUUGCCAUCUGGUGAUGGUUUUCCUGGGCCUUAUUCACAUACAAGAACUGGGAUUCCGUUCAGAAGUCAAUACUCCCUCAAUGAUGACCAGUUCAGAUCAAAUAUGCAUCGACCAUAGCCGUUGCUGGUUGGCAGCCAGAUGAAUUUUCUUUUAUGUCGUUUGCAAGAGGAAUUAUAUGAUUCUGGGCCUGAGUAAAGGUAUAGUAUUUCCCAAUUGUCAGGCUGUAGGAACUCUAGCCCCGCCACUGCAUCAACAGCCUGUAUCGCUGAAUCAUGUGCCCCACUCCUAAGAAAUCUAGGCUGAAGACAGGGAUCAUGCAAUUCCUUGGUAUGUAAGUGGGUUGUGUUAUAACACUAGCCAUUUUUCUGUAUUGUAUUCAGUGGUUUGCUCAUUGCGUAUAUAUAAUGUUGUAGAUUCAAUUAUCUUGAUGUUAUCGGAAUAUGUGAUGCACAUCGCAUCUGGACUGUCUAUCUGGCCAGUCGUCAACCCCUUUUUUAUCUUACAACUUUUGCUCACUGA
Messenger RNA from Magnolia sinica, 2765 nucleotides. RefSeq lists its product as uncharacterized. NCBI's taxonomy places the organism in Eukaryota, Viridiplantae, Streptophyta, Magnoliopsida, Magnoliales, Magnoliaceae. The record is from RefSeq and is a predicted model, not a curated record. The transcript has 6 exons. Bases 204 to 2363 code for a protein of 719 amino acids.